UCUGAUAGGGAGCAGGCUGCUUCCCCUUUAACGGCUGACGCACUUCGUGUCCCACUUUGGAGAAAGCAGCAGCAGCAGCAGCUGUGGGGCCGGAGGGGACGUCGGCGCUUCGCUGGACCCUCACACCGUCCACCAUCAUGGAGUUUCUGCUGGGGAACCCGUUCAGCUCGCCGGUGGGGCAGCGGAUCGAGCGUGCCACUAACUCCAGUUUACCAUCCGAAGACUGGGAGCUAAACAUGGAAAUCUGUGACAUUAUCAACAGCUCAGAGGAAGGGCCCAGAGAUGCAGUCAGAGCCAUAAAAAAGAGGAUUCUCGCAAACAAGAACUUCAAGGAAAUCAUGUUUGCUCUUACUGUCCUUGAGACCUGCGUGAAGAACUGCGGCUACAGAUUUCACAUCCUGGUGACGACGCGUGACUUCGUGGAAGGGGUUCUGUUACGCUCCAUCAUUCCGAGGAACAACCCUCCGCAGGUUGUGCAUGACAGAGUCCUCGCCAUCAUACAGGCGUGGGCAGACGCAUUCCGCAGCUCACCCGACCUGACAGGCGUGGUGUCAGUGUAUGAAGACCUGCGAAGGAAGGGACUGGAGUUCCCCGUGGCUCAGCUCGAUGGCUACUCGUCGACUGAAGCUCCAAAAAAGCAUUUACCCAGGAAUGGGCCUACUGUUACUACUUUACCUGCUAUGCGCCUGUCUUCUAAACCUCCUCUCAUCCCAGCUCACACCUCUGAGCUCAAAUUGGCCCUGGAGGGAACCGGUGCCUUCACUCCUAGCCAGAUAAAGAUGCUAAAGACGGAGCUGGGAGUGGUGCGUUGCAACCUCUCCACCAUGUCAGAGAUGAUGAGCCAGCUGGAUCCAGUCACAGUCAAACAAGCAGACAUGGAGCUGCUGGAGCAGUUGUACACUGUAUGUAAGGAAAUGCAAGACAGGAUCGUGAAGAUCAUCCCUAGACUCAGUGAGGAGAAUCUGAUCGAGGAGUUACUGGCCACCAACGACGAAAUGAACACCGCCUUCACUCGCUACCACAGGUUUGAAAGGAGAUUAACAAAUGGGCAAAGCUCAGAGCAGAAGAGCCCCUCUUAUGUGAACCUGUCGGAUUUCGAUUCACCUAUCAGCCAAUCAGGGUUAACUUCAGUUAAAAGCGACAGCUCCCUCAGUCUGUCUAAGCCGGACAGUUUGUCCAGUCAGUUGGCUAAACUGAGUACAAGUGAAUCAGAUGACGUGUUAUCACAGAAAAUAAACAUCUCAAGCCAACAAAGACUGAGUGAUAUGAACGAAGUGGACGGUCUGGCUCAAGCCCAGGAUAGCACUUUACAAAACACUGGAUUGAAGGAUGAGAGUCCCGCCUCGACCCACAGCUCUUCACCAAAGUUAGAUUGGAUGAUUAAAAGGGGAAUGAUUCCCAUCAACCAGUCCAACGUCAUGGAUGAUAUAGAGAAAUGGCUCUCAUUAGAAGAUGAGGUUAGUAAAAGGACUUUAUGUUCCAUGCCUUUUCCAAUAAAAUUUUAAUAUUUAAAACACACA
Molecule: messenger RNA, 1520 nt
Organism: Cyprinodon variegatus (sheepshead minnow)
Lineage: Eukaryota; Metazoa; Chordata; Actinopteri; Cyprinodontiformes; Cyprinodontidae
Gene: tom1
Product: target of myb1 membrane trafficking protein
Exons: 14
Coding region: 138-1505 (455 amino acids)
Biological process (GO): signal transduction
Cellular component (GO): membrane; endosome
Molecular function (GO): ubiquitin binding; clathrin binding; phosphatidylinositol binding
Source: RefSeq, a predicted model, not a curated record